AUACCGAAAAGAGAUUGCGUUUGCGAACUGAGACACCUCGAACAGGUUUCGAACUUGACGAUUGUGUUGACGGUGCUCAAUCAGUGUAGAGGUAUUUGCGCGUCCUUUUCGUGUCGUAUUGUUAAAUUUUAAAUUUAAAUCGCUUAAGUUUACUGUAAACCUACUCUCAAAAGUAGAAUAUUAAUUUAUUUGGCAAUAUAUACGUAUACGCACGCACACACACAAACCCAAACACUAACGUUGACUCUUAUAACGCGUAUCGGUUGUAUUAUAAUCGUCAGCCCGACCGUCGCACAGUCAUCUGACGUUAACGCAACAAAUUUUUUUUUGGUUUGACACAGCAACUCACUCACGCACACGUACGGACAUCCAUUAAAGCAAAAUCUACGUUCAUGUGUUGUUCUAGUUGCGUAGCGUAUCGUUUACUGCAUCAAGCAUACAUAGACUGCAGAGUUUUCUUUUAUGGGAUUUACCGAAAAUCACGUUUUUGAAAAGAUCAUUUGCGUUUUGUAUUUCGGCGAUUGAUGUUGUUUGUCGGCGCGUCGCUUCCCAUCUAAAUAAUGCAAUUGUUUAGUGCUGAUAUUAACAAAAAAAUAAAUCAAAACAAGUAUAUCAUCAUCGUCAUUAUGUUUACCAUCGUAAAAUUUUAAAAGAAUCUUAGUUUAUUGUCAUGGAGCAUAACAAUUAAUCGUGCUUACAAUAGAACAACGAAAACGGGAAAAUAAAAACAAAACAAAAUACCGCCGCGUCAAGUAAUAAUAAUAAUAUUACAAUUUGCAAAUUCGUUUUGAAUGCAAGUAUAUGUGUACAAGCAAAUCAAUAAGAUCUGUUAAAUGUGUUAAUAAAGAAAGUUAAAGGAAAAGAAAAAGAAAAAGAAAAAACAAAGAAUGACAACAGCAACAACAACAAAAAAAAAACAACAGGUUUCUCAAAAAUGUUCAAAUCACAGGAAAUUAACUUAAACAUGCAAAGGAAUAUUUAACUCAACAUAUAUUUCCGCAAAUUACUAUAAAUUACUAUUAAUAAAGAGAAAUUUAAGUUAAAAAGAAAGAAUAAGAAGAAGAAGAAGAAAUAAAAAAUAAUCAGAAAAACACAAAGUGCCAAACAUUUAUUGGAAAUUUCAAUUUAUUCGUUAUGCUUACCAUGGAAUCCGAUAUGAAAGGGGGCAUUUUACAUGCAACCAUGCCUCCGCAUCACACCUCAGCAGCCUUACAUGGACAUGCUGCCUCGCCUUACAGUGCUUUAGGACCUCUCAUGAACUUAGGUCAGUCACAUUUGGCCCAGCCUCCUUUUCCUCAUCACCAGCAUCAUCAUAUGGCCUCACAUUUGGCAAGCAGUCAAAGUCCCUCCAUUGCUAAUGGUUCUAGCAGUGCGUUAAGUUCUUUGCAAAAUAGCAUGGCCAACACACUGAAUGGUACAGCAAGUGGAGUGCAGCAGCACGGUUCACCGCUUCACAGCUCUAGUGAUUUAAGUCCUACUCAGUCUUCACAUACUAGCAUUGGCAGUCAUCAUAUGACCUCGCCUGGUCAAAGUCAUCAUCACGGCUCCCAUCAUCAUUCAGGUGGCAUAGGUGGUCAAAGUACACCUUUGAGCUCGGGUGGCAGUUCAGGUAACGGCGGCAGUUUAAAUAAUAAUAAUUCUUCGGCGGCGAACAAGAAUGCGCAGAAUGCAGAACGUGUCAAGCGACCCAUGAAUGCUUUUAUGGUGUGGUCGAGGGGUCAGAGGCGAAAAAUGGCUUCCGACAAUCCGAAAAUGCACAAUUCUGAGAUUUCAAAGCGUCUUGGCGCUCAGUGGAAAGAUCUUUCAGAGGCUGAAAAACGCCCAUUCAUUGAUGAAGCGAAGCGCUUAAGAGCAGUACAUAUGAAGGAACAUCCGGACUAUAAAUACCGACCUCGACGCAAAACAAAAACUUUAACUAAAACAAAGGAAAAAUAUCCACUAGGCGUAGGAGGACUAUUGCAGUCUCCAGAACCAAAUUCUAGUGCAGCACGCUCGACUUCAGGAAAUUCCAUUUCAGCGGCAGCCCAACAAGCGGCGGGUGUGAAUCGCGACAUGUAUCCAAUGAGCGCUCCAAAUGGGUAUAUGCCAAAUGGGUAUAUGAUGCAUGAUCCAUCGGCAGCCGCAUAUCAAAGUCAACACAGUGCCUAUAUGGGAAACUACCACCGAUAUGAUAUGGGACAAAUGCAUCAGGCUGCUGCCGCCGCUGGGUCAUUAAAUUAUAUGAACGCUGCUAGUGGUGGUUAUGGUAUGUAUGGCACGGUUUCCGGAGGGCAAACGUCACCGUAUGGUAACAUUCAACAGCCCGGUUCACCUUACGGGAGCAGCAAUGCCCCGCAACAGCCAGGCUCUCCGUAUGGUUUGUCGGGACAACCCGGCUCGCAAGUUUCCUGCCAAAGCCACAGUCCUAGCGAUUCCAGCGUUAAGUCGGAACCCGUAUCACCUAGCCCGCUACAUAGUUCUACAUCUGCCUCUACGGCGGGGCAGCAUAACUCUACAAAUUCUUCUGUUAUCGCCAAUAAUAACAAUAAUAAUCACAUUAUGAAGCGAGAAUACGUUAGCGCGCAGCAAUCAUCAGCAGAACUCAAUCAUCUUAUGAGUAUGUAUCACCUGCCCGAUGGCAUGCAGGCAUCGGCUGCCGCAGCUGCAGCCGCGGCCGCUGAACACCAUCAACGAAACCUGAUGCACUAUCAAACUAGUUCUCCCGAUCUUCAACAGCACCAAGCGCAACAUCACCAUCAGCAAUCGAUGCGUAGCAUGGCUCCAUUGGCCCAUAUGUGAGAAAUGGCAAAUGC
Molecule: messenger RNA, 2792 nt
Organism: Glossina fuscipes
Lineage: Eukaryota; Metazoa; Arthropoda; Insecta; Diptera; Glossinidae
Gene: SoxN
Product: transcription factor SOX-3
Exons: 1
Coding region: 1135-2778 (547 amino acids)
Biological process (GO): anatomical structure morphogenesis; positive regulation of transcription by RNA polymerase II; cell differentiation
Molecular function (GO): DNA-binding transcription factor activity, RNA polymerase II-specific; RNA polymerase II cis-regulatory region sequence-specific DNA binding
Source: RefSeq, a predicted model, not a curated record